AUGGCCACCAAUCCCGACUUCACCCAGAAACAAGCCGAAGCUGGUGUAUGGUCCUUGGUCGAACUCAACAUGGGCAUUGUAUGCAACAACCUGAUGCGGCUGAAGCCGUUCCUCAGAACAUACCUUCCCAGAGUCUUGACCUUUCUCGGUCUCACAGCCAAGUCGAAGCAGCAAGGAGAGAUUCAAUCCAAAUCCAGCGGGAACUGGGGGAGCAGACCCUCGCACAGCUACCAGCUGAAUAGUCUAGAGCAUGACGACCCCCAUCACAGCAGUUUUAGAAAGGAGCCUUCGGUUGAUGAGACUGGUUUUGGGGACUCGGAUAAGGAGCCAUCACGCCAUAAUGGGAGCACUGAUGAUAUACUUAGAUCAUCACGAUACCCUUCGUUACAUAAACUUCAGAAACUAUGUACAAGAAUUCAUCGAGGCAUCCCGAUAGAAGCAUCGAUCAACCACGCUUUCCGAUAA
Fusarium tjaetaba is the source of this 465-nucleotide messenger RNA. RefSeq lists its product as uncharacterized. The record is from RefSeq and is a predicted model, not a curated record. The coding region runs from base 1 to 465 and encodes 154 amino acids. The transcript has a single exon. Lineage: Eukaryota; Fungi; Ascomycota; Sordariomycetes; Hypocreales; Nectriaceae.